AUGACGGUGCGCACGCUAGGUCGGACGAUGUCUACUCUUGUUGUCAAAGAGACACCUUUGGCUCAACCGUGCGCAGAUGGAGUCGGAUCCGCCCAUCGCUUUUCGAAGGGGAAGAAGCAGACAGAGGCCAUCAGGCAAAUCCUCCCCCAUUGCGACGUAGCCACCUCAGGGCGUAGAGGUCCCGGAGGGCGUCUGCAUCCCAGCAAUCCCCGCCCCUCUGUGCCUCUGACCCCGUCUCUGACACCCCCUCCACAGGCGGCCCCCCGUGAACUGAGACCCAAGCGGAGGGCAACAAUCUUCCCAUCCUCAGCCCUGACAGGAGACACGGGAAGAUACAGGAAUAUGCAGCAACCUCAACUCAACAUUGCGACGUGCCACUGCCGCAGCCCUCUGCACUCUCCACUCGACGGUGCAUCCGGCGGCAAAGACUUGAGUUGUGUUGUUAGUAAAAGAUCAUCAUCAUCUGGAUUGAGCUCUGUGUCUUUGAAGAGUGAUCGAUCUAAACAUGAUCCACCAAACUUCAGUGAGAAAACACCAUCAGUUACCAAAAGAUUAACUUCAUCUGUACUCAAGAUUGACAAGUCAAAUGGCGUUGGUCCAAUCUUUAGUGAGAAAACACCAUUAGAUAUCAAAAGUAAAAGAUCAUCUUCAUCUGGAUUGAGCUGUGUGUCUUUGAAGAGUGAUCGAUCUAAAGAUGAUGGACCAAACUUCAGUGAGAAAACACCAUCAGUUACCAAAAGUGAACGAUGGCAGGAGACCUUAAUAAAUAUAGGUUCAGAAAUCACUCGAUGGAAAACACUUAAAGAACAAAGAGGAAUAAAGAGUGAUGAAGAACUGACAACAUUUCUGCUGGACAGGAUUCAGUGUGAGACAUCACCUGCAGAGCUCCAUACGUUUGAAGAUGAAAUUUCCCGAAUCUUUCAGGGUCUUGAAAACAAAAUAGCUGUAUUUUUUAAGAAUGAGCUGGAAAGGUUUAAGAAAAUAUUGAAAAAUGAAAACACACAAUACUAUGUGAAGGACUUUAAGGAGAACAAAAACAACAUCAGGGAAACAGCCCUUGAUGUCACAAUGCACUUUCUGAGAAGUAUGAAACAAGAUGAACUUGCUGAUACUCUGGAAGGUAAGAAGUUCUUGACAUCACUAUGUAAUAUUCUCACUUACACAAUGCAGAACAGAAAUGAGCUGAUCUACACAUGUCAACUAAAAUCAGAUCUGGAGAAGAAGUAUCAAUGUGUAUUUGAAGGAAUUGCAAAGCAGGGUGACUCCACACUUCUAAAUAAGAUCUACACGGAUCUGUAUAUCACUCAGGGUGGAGGUGAACAAGUCAAUACUGAACAUGAGAUAAGACAGAUAGAGGUUGCUUCCAGAAAUCUAGAAUCACCAGACAUACAGAUUAACUUCAAGGAUUUGUUUAAAGCACAUGAACAAACCCAGACCAUCAGAACUGUACUAACAAAAGGAGUUGCUGGCAUUGGAAAAUCAGUCUCAGUGCAAAAGUUUGUUCUGGACUGGGCUGAAGGAAAAGAAAACCAGGAUAUCAGCUUCAUAUUUCCUCUUCCAUUCCGAGAGAUGAACUUGAAGGAGAAAGCAGAAGUAAGUUUAAAGGAUCUUUUAUGUGAGUUUUUCCCAGAGAUUAAAAGACUGGACCUUACCAGAAAAAACAAAAAGGUUCUGUUCAUGCUUGAUGGUUUGGAUGAAUGUCGUCUUCCUCUGAAGUUUGAUGGUAAUGAGAUAUGGAGUGAUAUCACAUCACCUGCUCCUCUGGAUGUUCUCCUGACAAACCUCAUCAAAGGAAAUCUGCUUCCUCACGCUCACAUCUGGAUAACCACCAGACCAGCAGCAGCCGGUAAGAUUCCUCCUGAAUGUAUCGACCAAGUAACAGAGGUCCGAGGAUUCAAUGAUGCACAGAAGGAAGAAUACUUCAGAAAAAGAUUCACAGAUGAGAAUAUGGCCGACACAAUCAUUGAUCACGUUAAAAAAUCAAAGAGUCUCUUCAUCAUGUGUCACAUCCCAGUGUUCUGCUGGAUUUCAGCCACUGUGCUCCAGAACAUUCUGGAGAAGAAGAGCAAAGAUCAGACUGAUGACACACAGGAGUCAAACAUUUAUGAUACUCCUAGAACUCUGACACAAAUGUACACACACUUCUUUCGCUUUCAGAUUCAACAGAGCAGAAGAAAGUAUGAUGGAGAAUACUCGCCUGAUAUCUCCUGGGACAUGGACUCAAUCUAUUCACUGGGGAAACUGGCUUUUGAACAACUAGAGAAAAGUAACUUGAUCUUCUAUGAGUCCGAUCUGGAGGAGUGUGGCAUUGACGUCACUAAAGCUUCUGUGUAUUCAGGGAUGUGCACUCAGAUCUUUAAACAGGACACAGGGAUCAGUCUUUGUACCAUGUACUGCUUUGUUCACUUGAGCAUUCAGGAGUUUAUCGCAGCUUUGUAUGCACAUCUGUUUCUACACAAGAACAAGAAAAAUAUAUUUGUUCAAGAACACAUGGAGCCAGAAGCCCAGAAUGAAACUCUGACUGGUUUACUGAAGACUGCUGUGGAUAAGGCACUUGAGAGUGACAAUGGACAUCUGGAUCUUUUCCUUCGCUUCCUCCUCGGUCUGUCACUUGAGUCCAAUCGACCUCUCCUACGAGGUCUGUUGUCACAGGAAGAGAGCAAUAAGCAGAACAACACAGAAAUAAUCCAGUACAUCAAGCAGAAAUUUGAAGAUAGUUUAUGUCCAGAGAGAUCCAUCAAUCUGUUUUACUGUCUGAAUGAACUGAAUGAUCAAACUCUGGUUCAAGAGAUUCAGAAGCAUCUUAGUGAAGGAAGUCUGUCAUCUUCUGACCUCUCACCUGCUCAGUGGUCUGCUCUCGCUUUUGUGUUGCUGACAUCAGAUGAGGAACUGGAGGAGUUUGAGCUUCAGAAAUUCAAGAAAUCAGAUGAAUGUCUCAUUAGAUUACUGGCCGUUGUCAAGUCCUCCAAACAUGCUCUUGUCAGUAAGUGUGAAGUAACAGAAGAAAGUUGUUCAGCUCUGGCUGCAGUUCUCAGUUCAGACUCCAGCAGUCUGAAGGAUCUUGACAUAUGCAGAAAUAAUCUACAGGAUGAUGGAGUCAAGCGUCUUUCUGAAGGAUUGAAGAAUACUAAAUGUGAACUGAAUAAACUGAGACUGAGAGAUUGUGGUCUAACAGAAGAAAGUUGUUCAGCUUUAGCUUCAGUUUUAUCAUCAAACAUCAGUGUGAAAGAGCUCGACAUGAGCAACAAUCAUCUACAGGAUUCAGGAGUGAAGAAACUUCAGACGGGAUUAGAAAAUAUUCACUGUCAGCUCCAGAAACUCAGUGUGUCUGAGUGCAGUAUUGGAGAAGAAGGUUAUAAAUGUUUAUAUUCAGCUGUGAGAUCAAACCCUUCACAUCUGAUAGAGCUGGAUCUCAGAGGAAAUGAUCCUGGAGAAACAGGAGUCAAACUCAUCUAUCAGUUAAUACAAGAUCACAAGUGUAAACUCAACACUGUCAGGUUCUUGAGCAGUUCUUCUGCAGUGAAAGCCUUUGAGUAUCUGACAGAAACUCUUGGUAUAAAUCCUUUACUCCAGAGAGAAGUGAAUCUGAGUCAUAAACUAGACGAGUUAAGAGUGAAUCAGAUCUGUGAUCUACUGAAGGACAAACACUGUCACAUCAACACACUCAUACUGAGAGAUUGUGGUCUAACAGAAGAAAGUUGUUCAGCUUUAGCUUCAGUUUUAUCAUCAAACAUCAGUGUGAAAGAGCUCGACAUGAGCAACAAUCAUCUACAGGAUUCAGGAGUGAAGCGUCUCUCUGAUGGACUGAAGAACAACUGUAAACUACACAAACUCACUGUGUCUGAGUGCAGUAUUGGAGAAGAAGGUUAUAAAUGUUUAUAUUCAGCUGUGAGAUCAAACCCUUCACAUCUGAUAGAGCUGGAUCUCAGAGGAAAUGAUCCUGGAGAAACAGGAGUCAAACUCAUCUAUCAGUUAAUACAAGAUUACAUGUGUUCACUCAAGACUGUCAGAUUUCUGAAGAGUUGUGCUGCAGAAGAAGCUUGUGAUCAUCUCUGUAAAGCUCUAGAUGUGAAUCCAUUACUGCUGAAAGAACUCAAUCUGAGUCACAAUAAACUGGGAGAUCUGGAUGGAGAGAGACUCUCGGCUCUAUUGAUGGACUCUCACAGCAAAGUGACUAAAAUCAUAUUGAAUGAUUGUGAGCUGACAGAGAAUCAGUGUUCAGCUCUAGCUGCUGUUCUCUCCUGUAAAACCCUCGUGAAGGAGAUGAAUCUGAGCAACAGUCCACUGAUGGAUUCAGGACUCAAACACAUCUGUGACCAACUCAAGAAUCCUCAGUGUCAACUCCAGAUACUCAAUGUGUCCGAGUGCAGUAUUGGAGAAGAAGGUUAUAAAUGUUUAUAUUCAGCUGUGAGAUCAAACCCUUCACAUCUGAAAGAGCUGGAUCUCAGAGGAAAUGAUCCUGGAGAAACAGGAGUCAAACUCAUCUAUCAGUUAAUACAAGAUCACAAGUGUAAACUCAACACUGUCAGAUUUCUGAAGAGUUGUGCUGCAGAAGAAGCUUGUGAUCAUCUCUGUAAAGCUCUAGAUGUGAAUCCAUUACUGCUGAAAGAACUCAAUCUGAGUCACAAUAAACUGGGAGAUCUGGAUGGAGAGAAACUCUCGGCUCUAUUGAUGGACUCUCACAGCAAAGUGACUAAAAUCAUAUUGAAUGAUUGUGAGCUGACAGAGAAUCAGUGUUCAGCUCUAGCUGCUGUUCUCUCCUGUAAAACCCUCGUGAAGGAGAUGAAUCUGAGCAACAGUCCACUGAUGGAUUCAGGACUCAAACACAUCUGUGACCAACUCGAGAAUCCUCAGUGUCAACUCCAGAUACUCAAGUUUUUGAGCAGCUCUUCUGCAGUGAAAGCCUUUGAGUAUCUGACAGAAACUCUUGGUAUAAAUCCUUUACUCCAGAGAGAAGUGAAUCUGAGUGAUCAUAAACUAGACGAGUCAAGAGUGAAUCAGAUCUGUGAUCUACUGAAGGACAAACACUGUCACAUCAACACACUCAUGUGA
This is a messenger RNA of Triplophysa dalaica, 5052 nucleotides long. Its product is annotated as NACHT, LRR and PYD domains-containing protein 3-like. NCBI's taxonomy places the organism in Eukaryota, Metazoa, Chordata, Actinopteri, Cypriniformes, Nemacheilidae. The transcript is spliced from 22 exons. Bases 1 to 5052 code for a protein of 1683 amino acids. Gene Ontology annotation, molecular function: protein binding. The record is from RefSeq and is a predicted model, not a curated record.